AUGGCGCUUUCAUUCACAGUCCCGAGCAACUACGGCAACGUCGUCGCCAUCGCCCUCGGCGCGAUCCCAUUCCUCGGCUUCGUCCACGGAUACAUCACGACAGGCCUUCGUAAGGCGGCAGGCGUCCCAUACCCGCACUCAUAUGCCACUCCCGACCAAUGCGCCAAAAACGUAAUAUUGCAUCUCCCCUCCCACCAACUCGCAAUAUACUAA
This is a messenger RNA of Uncinocarpus reesii 1704, 213 nucleotides long. RefSeq lists its product as uncharacterized. Lineage: Eukaryota; Fungi; Ascomycota; Eurotiomycetes; Onygenales; Onygenaceae. The transcript has 2 exons. The record is from RefSeq and is a predicted model, not a curated record. The coding region runs from base 1 to 213 and encodes 70 amino acids.